This is a messenger RNA of Gossypium arboreum, 1805 nucleotides long. Its product is annotated as guanine nucleotide-binding protein subunit beta-2-like. The coding region runs from base 317 to 1450 and encodes 377 amino acids. NCBI's taxonomy places the organism in Eukaryota, Viridiplantae, Streptophyta, Magnoliopsida, Malvales, Malvaceae. Gene Ontology annotation, molecular function: protein binding; signaling receptor complex adaptor activity. Gene Ontology annotation, biological process: G protein-coupled receptor signaling pathway. Gene Ontology annotation, cellular component: cytoplasm; heterotrimeric G-protein complex. The record is from RefSeq and is a predicted model, not a curated record. The transcript has 6 exons.
GGUCUUAACUGGGGGAAGUAGCAAAAGGGGAAUGAAUCACGUGGAAGUUAGAAGCAGAAUGGGGCCGGCGGCGUCAGUUAAACUCAAACUAAACCACAAACUUCUCAUUCUCAAAUCUCACUCCCAUAUAUAUACACUUAUAAAUCCUUGCUGUUUUUGGGGUUUAUGCUCAUUUUGAUUUAAGAAUCCAUCGAUAGAGACGUAUAGAGUUGAUAGAGAAGCCUUAAUUUCAUAACCACCCACACUGCAAACAACAGUCAAAGCUGAUUAUAAAAUGCUUCUUUUCUUUUGAGUGAAAACAAAAAAGGUAACAAAAAUGCCCGUUGCGGAGCUGAAAGAGAGGCACGCCGCGGCGAUUGAGGCAGUGAACGAUCUUAGAGAGCGAUUGAAGCAGAGACGCCAGCAGUUGCUCGACACUGACGUGGCCGGAUAUGCAAGAUCGCAUGGGAGGAGUCAAGUUACUUUUGGCCCAACCGAUCUGGUUUGCUGUAGGACCUUGCAAGGUCAUACCGGCAAGGUAUACUCAUUAGAUUGGACACCAGAACGAGAUCGAAUUGUCAGUGCCUCUCAGGAUGGACGCUUAAUCGUGUGGAAUGCUCAAACGAGCCAGAAAACUCAUGCCAUAAAGCUGCCUUGUGCAUGGGUUAUGACGUGUGCUUUUUCCCCAACGGGUCAAUCUGUUGCCUGCGGUGGUCUUGAUAGUAUGUGUUCUAUUUUCAACUUGAAUUCAGCAACAGACAGGGAUGGAAACCUUCCCGUAUCAGUAACCCUUAAUGGGCACAAGGGCUAUGUUUCCUGUUGUCAGUACGUCCCCGAUGAAGACAUUCACAUUAUUACGAGUUCCGGUGAUCAGACAUGUGUGCUAUGGGAUAUUACAACAGGUCUCAGAACUACUGUUUUCGGGGGAGAGUUCCAAUCUGGGCAUACUGCUGAUGUACUGAGUGUCUCAAUAAAUGGAGCAAACUCAAGAGUGUUUGUUUCUGGUUCGUGUGAUGGAACUGCCCGACUAUGGGAUACUCGUGUUGCAAGUCGAGCAAUGCGUACGUUUCAGGGUCAUGAGGGUGAUGUUAACACCGUGAAGUUCUUUCCAGAUGGCAAUAGGUUUGGAACUGGAUCAGAUGACGGAACUUGCAGGUUGUUUGAUAUCAGAAAUGGCCACCAGUUGCAAGUAUACUAUCAGCAACAUAGCGAUAAGGAGGUUCCACUUGUGACCUCGAUUGCAUUCUCCAUAUCCGGAAGACUCCUUUUUGCUGGAUACUCAAAUGGAGAUUGCUAUGUAUGGGACACAUUAUUGGCAAGGGUUGUGUUGAACUUAGGAUCCGUCCAGAAUUCACAUGAGAACCGGAUUAGUUGUUUGGGUUUGUCAGCCGAUGGUAGCUCCUUAUGUACAGGAAGUUGGGAUACAAACCUCAAGAUUUGGGCAUUUGGGGGGCACAGGAAGGUUAUUUGAUUCGAGUACUUUGACAGGAAUCCAUUUCGAUGUUCCCAUUCUUCAUCUUAGGCUGUCCUUCCUGCAUUAAUCCUACCUGGAAGAUUCAUUCGUAUUUCGAUCAUGUCUGCUGUUUGGGGAAACCCUAAUCUUGUAAUGUUGCUUGUAACUUUAAUGUGGAAAGCCGAUUAGAUCAGUGGGUAAAAAGAAAGAUUUAAAAAAAAAAAUGUAGCAUUCAAUAUCAGAACUUAGCGUCUGCUGGAGAAGUUUCUUCUGAAUUUUGCCCGACUGUUAAAAAGGAAGGUUCCACAGUAGUUAGUAACUGUAAGCUAUGAUUGCUGCCAACUUAAUUGUCACUUUGGUUUCCCUUUCACAA